AUGAUUGAAGAAGAGGGUUUAAUCACAUCUCUUUUCUCUCUCUCUCUUUCUCUAUCUUUAUUCAUCACUCCUUUACAUGUCUCUUUGAGUUUGAACCAAUUUACUCCAAAGUCCUAAACCCCAAAACCCAUCCUCACAGGGUCUGGCUAAUGGGCGUCGUCCUCCGUCGCUACCACCGUUGUUUCAUAUCAACUCUCGUUGUCUUUACUCUCCUUUUCCUUUCUUUCCCCUCCUCCGCAACCGCCUCUCGUGAUCAAGAUCUUAGGGGAGGGCUUGUGGAGAGUAGGAAGGAGACAGUGGGGCAGGGUUUACCGAGUUGGAUCGUAGAUCAGAAGCGGUUAGGUGGUCCGGGAUCUGCGCCUCCGAUUUGUAGAUCGAAGUGCGGGAAGUGUGAGCCGUGUAAAGCAGUUCACGUUCCGAUUCAAGCAGGUCUUGUUGCGCCAUUGGAGUAUUACCCCGAAGCUUGGCGCUGCAAGUGUGGCAACAAAAUCUUCAUGCCCUAACUUAAUUCUUAUACAAUUAGUGAUUUUGAAAGCCCGGCUUAUUAACUUUCUAGUGGUUUGAUGUGUUAUUGAUGUGGAUAAGAUUUUAUUUAUCAUUUUUUCUCACUGCUUACCACUAUUUUAAAAUAAUCUGAUUAAGUUUACUUCUUUAAAAUUUUAAGAAGCUCUGACGAUGGAGUCUAAUAGAAUAUAGUGAUUUGCACUAUAGUCAUGUUAAUGUUUCUUUUUUUAUGUUUAGUCAUGUUAAUGUUACCUACAUGUAACCA
Molecule: messenger RNA, 769 nt
Organism: Raphanus sativus (radish)
Lineage: Eukaryota; Viridiplantae; Streptophyta; Magnoliopsida; Brassicales; Brassicaceae
Product: EPIDERMAL PATTERNING FACTOR-like protein 5
Exons: 2
Coding region: 150-503 (117 amino acids)
Biological process (GO): guard cell differentiation; stomatal complex development
Source: RefSeq, a predicted model, not a curated record